Messenger RNA from Lodderomyces theae, 7383 nucleotides. It is a transcript of the gene UTP20, whose product is annotated as Utp20p. The transcript has a single exon. Gene Ontology annotation, cellular component: 90S preribosome; nucleolus; small-subunit processome. The coding region runs from base 1 to 7383 and encodes 2460 amino acids. Lineage: Eukaryota; Fungi; Ascomycota; Pichiomycetes; Serinales; Debaryomycetaceae. The record is from RefSeq and is a predicted model, not a curated record.
AUGCCAAAGACUAAGACAACAGAGUCAAGUAGAAGACAUGCAUUUGUGUCUUUCAGGGACAGGGUGGACUCAAUCAAAAUUGAGCCCAACAAAAGACUUGAUAAAAGAGUUCACGAUGAAGUUGAGUCCUCGCAUUUGCUAACCACAUUAGAACACUGGGAUGAGCUUAAUUUAUCGGAGACAUACACUGAACUCUCUUCUAACAUUACAAACUACUGUCAGUCUUUACCACAAGUGCUACAUCAUAAGCAAAAAAUUUACGAAGCAAUAUACCUCGCGAUACAAAAGAAUGACAUACACUCUCUACAAGCAUGUUUAGAGCUUUUGAGUCAAUUUAUCCAUGACUUGGGUCCGGACUUCCUACCAUUCUAUGACAGGACAUUACACUUGUUAGUUGAAGUGGUAUUGAUGCAAACCCCCAACGAUGUGCAAAAUAAUCGAAAUACCUCAAAUGCAUUGAAUUGGAUUUUCACCACAUUGGCAUUUGCUUUCAAGUACUUGGUGAAGAGCUUGAUACAGGACUUGCAACCAACUUUUGCUGGUCUUUUGCCAUUGUUGACUUUGAGAAACAAGGAUUACAUCUCGAGAUUUUGUGCUGAGGCACUUUCGUACCUUGUCCGCAAACUGAACGUUGACACACUUCGAAAGUUUAUUCAUUAUUCAAUUUACGAAAAUAUCGACAAUGUGACGUCCAAUGAUCAAUACUCGGAAUCGUUGAAGGUGUUGUUUAGCGAGUCGAUGAAGAGUACUAGGGGCUCGUUCCACACAAAGUCGAAACUUAUAUUGACUAUAUUGAUGGAGUGUAUUGUUUCUGAGAUCAACGAGGAGCACCAGCCGCAAGUCACGUCGUUGGUGUCUGAUAUUUUGUUGGAUGUGUUGCAUCAUGGUGAACAAGAGGCGUGUUUGGAGUUUUACAAAUUGGUAUCGGGAGCUGUAUUGGAGAUGAUUAAUGGUAAUAGCAGCAAUCUCACAUUGUUGAUGUCAAGUCAGCUACUCUCGACGUUGUGUUUUGCCGACUCUGGAAGAAAAGUUGGCGAUUGGAGUAGUGUAUUGAGCGUCGUGGAUGAAAUUCUUGCCAUGACCGCGACCGUGACCAUGCAUGAAACAUCACUAGAAUUGACUGAAUCGUUGGUGUACUUGAUGACUAUCAUUUUCAGGAAUGUUGACAUCCAAACACUUAUGUCGCGUCACAAGAAAUACUUUGACGCAAUGUACAACUUGAACCAUGGGUUGAGUUUUUUACCUUUUGCUCAUGCAGCAUUGGCAGUUGCCAGUGAAAAAGUGAAAAACUUUGGAAUCAACAAACACAUUCAAAUGUACAUAAACAAUGCAGAUACGGUGGAAAAAUUACAACUAGUCGUGUUGUUCUUGGUGAAGCAGAAACCUAUUGGGAAGUCAAGUUUCACGAUACCAGAGAAAAUUCUGGAAUUGCAAUAUCAAUAUAUUGUACUGGCGUUGGAGUUGGAAGAUUACCAACAGAUUUAUUGGAGGUUGUUGGUUGUCAAACAUGCUGCAAAUGUAGUAUUCGAUGCAUCGCUUUUGGUACAAUUGAUGAAAUGUGCACCACGUUCGAGUAUCGGGAGAGAGAUUGUUGCUUUGGCUAUUGAGUUCUUGGCGCCACAGCUUGAAAAGUCGGCACCAAUCACUCAUGAAUUAACCCUGUUCAUUUUGGGCUCAUUUGACAAGUUUAGUCAAUCAUUGAACUUUUUACCAGCAAUAUCAGAAUUCAUAAAAGUUGUUGAUGUACCGCAGCAGUUUUUGAGUCCAGCAUUGGAAUGCUUGCUUUUGCCAAGUCAUGAUACCAGAUCACAUGCCAUUGAUCUUAUUGAAUCCAUUCACAAAAUAGAGGGAAAGCCCAUUUCACCAAUAUUUCUGCAAAUCAAGUUAAUUGAGCAGAUACCAUUGACAAUUGAAACAGGCCGAGACAUUAUGCUUCGAGUUCGUAAUUUAGGAGCCGAGCUUCUGAAGGAAGUGAAGCCGAGCCAAUUUGACAAAACUGCUACAAUCAAUUUUCUAUUUGGAUUAUUGUCCAACAAGUUUCAGCCUAGUUGGAAAGCUGUGUUGGAUGCUAUUCCAUUGCUAGCAAGCACCUGCAAAAGAGAAAUAUGGGAAAACGCACUCAAGUUUUUGAUGAUGGAUUACGAACAUGACGAUCAGUUGGAGCAAGUCUCUUCUGAAGUAAAAUCGAGUUUGAUAUCUUGGCAACCAAGAAAUUACAGAUUGUAUCAGAAUUUUGAAUCCUUUGAAAACACCAACUUGGUUUAUUUUAGAGAUGUUGAGAGUUCAAUCUGCAGUGUGGCUCAAAGUGCCUACCAACAAAAUGAGUUUGAGGGGCUAAUUCGUUCAAACACUUUACAUGUUCUUCAAAGUGCACCAUCUGUUGUGGAUGCGCCUAAGCUUGUUGGAUUUUUGCUUGAUGGGAAUCAGCAUGUUGUGUACCAAAAAUGGUCCAAGAGCGACAAAAACGAUUACUUGGCAUUGUUGGCAAAAGUUAAGAGCUUGCGAAAGAUGGGCAACAGUGAGGAAUUGUUCAAAUACAUGUUGGACUUGUUAACAAGCACUUACACGAAGGUCCAACAACUAUCGCUUGAUGUCAUUUUUGCAUUCAAUGAUUCGAUCAUCAAUAAGCAUAGGGACGUUUUGAAGAACUUGUUAGAUGAUAUGACCUUCAGUGACGAAUUGGCAAAGUUUACCUCGGUUGACUGUCAAAUUGAAAGUGAGGAUAAACAACACAUUAUGCCAUUGGUUAUAAGGAUAUUGUUUGGAAAGUUUCAAGGUAAACCAGCAAGUAAAAGCAAACAUGGUGGUAAGAAUGCUGUUCUUUUGUCCUUGCCAAAUUUUGAAGAUGAAGAAAUAGCAAAGUUUAUUGAGAUUGGUGCAAACAAGAUAAAUUACAAGGAAUAUUUCGAAAAAAGAAUGUCAACAGCUAGUUUGGGGUUUGAUAACGGUGAAUUGAAAAAAAUCACCGGGUUCAUCAAUCUACUUCAACAAGUGUAUGACGUUUUCAAAAAGAAUCGUGUGUCUGUUUUGGCCACCACCAUUGAACCCCUCAUCUAUUCACUUUUAUGUGCACAGAAUAGAAUUGACUGUGGUAUGGAAGGCGAAGAUCCAAUCAUGGAUAAGAUGGUGAGAAAUAUCAGACUGACGGGAAUGAGAAGUUUGAAGGAACUCUUCUAUAUUCUUGGGCCACUGUUUGACUGGACUCCAUAUGUCAGUGUUGUCACUAAUGAUUUGAUUGCUCCAAGACUUCCCAAGUUUGCAAGCGAGAAUUUGCAACAACCUCUGGCUGUGUUGACCUUGAUGUGUUUUUGGAUACAGCUGCCAAACACUUUAUCCUUUUUAUUUGCCAACGAUUUUGAUGCAGUAAAGGCAAUUUUGUCACUUUUGGAAAGACAAGAAGCAAAAGAAACUGUGAUAUCAGUCGUAUUGGAUUUUGCAGUUACGGCCUUAGAGAAGAGGAAUGAUUCCGAGGAUAAUUAUUUUACCUUGUUGGCAAUUGUGGUGGACUCUUUGCUCCAAACUUUGUCAUCGACUAUCAACAGAAUACUUGACCCUGAUGUGGGCUCAAAAGCAAUCAGAACCCUUUUACUCAUGAUACAAGGGGAUUACAUUGAUACCAAGGAAACCAAGUCGGCCUUAAUUCAAUCAUUGACAUUUGCACUCGAGCGCAACAACCAACAGAUUGAUAUUGCAGAUAAAUCAAACAUCCUUAUUGCCUUGGCGUCAUUAUUGGGAGGAUACGAGUGCACAUUUGAUGAAAUAUUGCCCUUGUAUCAAGCGUGCUCAAAACUUCUCAGAAUUGUGUCCACAAAGGAUGUUCGUGAGACAUUGGCAUCAUUAUUUGGGGUCCUUGGAUCCAAAUUUGAGCGUUUGCAAGUGGUGUCACUGAUAAUUCUCGGGUUGAAUGCCUACACUUCAAGAAUGAAUGAGUAUGAUUUUGAAAAGAGGCUUGAUGCAUAUCGAUUGGUGAAUGAAGAACUUUACCUUUCAUUUGAUCCUGUCCAGUGGUUGCCAUUGAUUGGCAAUGCGUUGUUUAAUAUUAAUGAUCCUACUGAGUUGGCAAUACGUGUAAAUGCCGGCUACCUAUUGAGAAGAUUUGUUGAUUGUUAUAGCUCGAAACUGUCUGUGGAUGAGGCUCAGCCAUAUAUUCAUUUAUUGAAGGAUACAAUUCUCCCAAUUGUGAGAAUAGGUAUUAGAAAAGAUAAUGAAGACGUUCAAAAUGAAUAUGUUGCCGUUUUGGAAUAUAUUGUCAAGAAUGACAAGUAUUAUCCUGAUUUGAAAGAUUUGCAAGUAUUGAUUGGAAACGAGGAUGACGAAGAGCUGCAAUUCUUCCGCAACAUAAACCACAUUCAAUUGCAUCUACGCCAAAAGUGUAUUCGAAGAUUGGGUAGUGUGGCCGGUGCUCUUAAUGGAAACAACGUAUCGCAUUACAUUCUACCAUUGUUGGAAAAGUAUGCUAUUUCAAAGGAGGAAAAGUAUAGAAACAUUGGGCUUGAAGCUUUAGAAGCGAUAAAAACGCUAGUCCGUUCAAUCAAUUGGAGUCAAUACAAAGCCAUCCUCAAACGUUAUUUAGCGGGUCUCAAAAUGGACUCCGAAGUGUUGAGACAACGUGUGAACUUGGUGGUGGCAAUUUCAGCGGUUUUGAAAGAUCACAAGGAAAAUGGCACUUUGCAUAAUGUUGCCACUCAAGAAGAUAUUGAUGAGUUUCUAUUUGUUGAUGUCUUGCCACAGAUUGCCAAGAUUUUGCAAGUCAGAGAUGAUGAUACGAUAGUUGCGCGUGCUCCUUUAGGUGAAGCGGCAAUCAACUUAAUUUUGUCCCUUUCGGAUGACAAAGUUGAGGGUGCUCUUCCUUCAGUGUUGACAAGCAUGUGUCAAGUUAUGAGAUCUAGAUCAGAGGAAUUGAGAGAUGCUGUGAGAAAGACUUUGGGCAAGAUUGCUAUUGCAUUGGGUGCUACUUAUUUUUCGUUUAUUGUUAAGGAGUUGAAAACGGCAUUAUCAAGAGGGUCACAAAUACAUGUUCUCAGUUUCACUGUCCAUUACCUUUUGCAAUGUUUGGCAAAUGUUUUACAGCAUGGCGACUUGAAUGGGUCUAUUUCGUUAACGAUUGAUAUUGCAAUGGAAGAUAUAUUUGGGGCAGCUGGGCAGGAAAAGGAUGCGGAUGGGUACACGAGCAAGAUGAAGGAGGUCAAGUUCAAAAAGAGUUUUGACACUUGUGAGAUAUUGGCGUCUAAUAUCUCGCUUGACCAUUUUGGUGAGUUGAUCACUCCAAUCAAGCUUUUACUUCAAGAGACAAUCAAUCAUAAAGUCCAAGUGCAGUUGGACGAAGUGCUUCGAAAACUAUCACUUGGAUUAAAUCAUAAUACUGAAGCUUCAAAGCAAUCAAUCUUGCAUUUGUGUUAUGAAAUUUUCACCAUGGCGAGCGAAGCUGAUCCAACUCAACAAAUAACUCAGCCCAGUGUAUCGGAGCAGCAUUUCUUGACAACAUUGAGCAGAAAGACAAAGUCUCAUGUUGAUCGACUGAUUUAUGUACAAACAAUGCAGAAACUUUCUUUAGAGUUGUUGAGAACUGCAAUUUCAAGGCACGAGAAUUUACUCCUCACUUCUAACUUGAAAGGAUUUGUGCCAUUGUUGACAACUGCAAUCAACUCUGAAGGUGAAGGAGUAGUUUUGGCUUCAUUGAGAGUCUUGACGAUUAUUGUUAGGCUACCAUUCGAUGAAGAGAGUCAAGGAGUUUUGAAGACUUGUGUUCGGAAAGCCUUGGUUUUGAUAAAGGACUCACCUACUACAAAUCUGGAUGUGUGUCAGGCAGCUCUAAAAUUCAUGGCUACUACUAUAAAACACAAUCCAAAAGUGGUGUUGAAAGAUUCUGCUAUAAGCUAUGUUUUGACUCGAAUCCAGCCCGACUUGGAAGAGCCCAAUCGGCAAGGUUUAGCAUUCCAGUUUUUGAAGGCAAUUGUUGCACAACAUUUGCUCUUGCCGGAAAUUUAUGAUGUGAUGGACAGUGUUACAAAGUUGAUGAUUGUUAAUCAUUCAAAAGAGAUUCGUGAUAUGUCAAGGUCGAUAUAUUUCCAAUUUUUGAUGGAGUAUGAUCAAGGAAAGGGAAGAUUGGAGAAACAGUUUAAGUUUUUGGUCAACAACUUGACCUAUCCUACUGAAGAAGGUCGUCAAUCGGUUAUGGAACUUAUCCAUUUAAUCAUAUUAAAAGCGGGACCAGAGUUGUUGGAAAAGUUGGCAUCGUCAUUUUUCAUUGCAUUAGCAAACAUUCUCGUGUCAGAUGAUUCUUCAAGAUCUAGGGAAAUGGCAAAUGCAUUGUUGAUGAGUAUGAUGAGGAAAUUGAACAAUCUUGACUUUAUUGAGAAAUAUUGUAUGGCAUGGUUACAGCAAACAUCAAAUGUUUUGUUGAAAAGAUGUGGAUUCCAAGUUUACAAAAUGUUGAUAUCGGUAUUUGGAAUGAAACAAUUCCAAAAUUUGAACAAGUUGGUAUUGGACAAUAUAAUGAGGAUUCUUGCCGAUUCCAAAUUUACGGAAGAGGGAAGCAGUGUUGAGUGGGAAGUAGUCUACUCGAGCUUGUCGGUUUUUGGAGCUAUUGUUUCUAGUGUUAAAGACCAGAUCUACGAACUGAAAUAUGGCAAAGUUUGGGAUUUGGUGAUUGAUUGUUUGUUGUAUCCCCAUUCUUGGAUUAGAUUGAUUUCUUGUCGUUUGACUUCAGUCUUGCUUUCCAAAAUCGACAAGAGCAAAUUGAGCAAUGACAAGUUGGAACUUAUCGCGACGAGACUUAUUCAUCAAUUGCGUACGCCUUCACUCUCUGAAGAGUUGGGUACAUUGUGCAUUAAGAACUUGACAUAUAUUGCCGUCAAAUGGGAAGACACCAGCGCACAGCUUGCAGCUGGUGACAAUGGGGAAACUCAAUACGCCAAUGAUUUCUUGAUCAAAAAGGUUUGUGGCAUCAUCAAGCAGGAAAACCAAUCAAGUACCGCUAAAAAGAUGUCAAUCAAGUUCCUAAUCUUGUUCAUUCAAUUGACAAAGGAAGACCGUAUGAUUGAAGUUUCGGAAAAAAUCAUUGAUUCAUUGUACAACUUCACUGAUGAAGAAUAUUGCCAAUCGUUAUCUGAUGAUGAAUUGACCAAUAUGAGUUUGCAAGCAUUGAAUAUGGUUCAGGAGAAAAUCGGUACUACUGAGUAUACCCGAUUAUUCGCUAAAGUUAGGCAACAAGUUGAUGCCAGAAGAAAAACGAGAAAAGCCAGGAGAUCACAAAUGGCUGUCACUGCCCCUGAUAUUGCUGCUAAACGGAAGUUCAAAAAGCAUGAGAGAGUGCGGGAGAAGAGAAAGCAUGAAAAGGAUGAAAAUGGGUACUACAAACCAAAGAAGAAGAGAGUUAGAUAG